UUGGCUUGAAUGCAUCAACAGUCUUAGGUCCUUCGAAAUACUACGUAUGCUUUUUGAAACCGGAAGUCUAACCAGACAAAUUGUAUGCAGUUUUACAAGAUGUUGUCAAUAUUUAACUCCAUUCCAACACACAUGGAUUAUAAAGGACAAAAGCUGGCGGAGCAGAUCUUCCAAGGAAUCAUACUUGCCUCAGCGGUGAUCGGAUUCGCUUAUGGCCUCAUCAUUGAACAGUUUGGGUGGACUGUGUACAUAGUGUUAGGAGGUUUUGCUGUGUCUUGUUUGCUGACCCUGCCCCCCUGGCCCAUGUACAGACAGAACCCCCUCUCCUGGCAGCCAGCCCUACCAGAGACUACAGGAGAAACCCUGCAAAAGCCUCAGGAGAAUCUGAAGAAGAAGAAGCACAAGUAGAUCAUGACUGUUUGUACCAGUUUGCCCAAGACACGUUUUGUGACUGAAAAUAACCGUAUGUCUGUACAAUAAAUCCUUGUUUAAAGGAACCCUUUGUUACAGGGUAUUAUGCCAAACAGUGGUGGAAUGUCAAUGUACAAUAAACAGAUUUGCUACUGUG
Oncorhynchus masou masou (cherry salmon) is the source of this 568-nucleotide messenger RNA. It is a transcript of the gene spcs1, whose product is annotated as signal peptidase complex subunit 1. The record is from RefSeq and is a predicted model, not a curated record. Gene Ontology annotation, cellular component: endoplasmic reticulum membrane; signal peptidase complex. Gene Ontology annotation, biological process: protein targeting to ER. NCBI's taxonomy places the organism in Eukaryota, Metazoa, Chordata, Actinopteri, Salmoniformes, Salmonidae. The transcript is spliced from 4 exons. The coding region runs from base 85 to 408 and encodes 107 amino acids.